Molecule: messenger RNA, 2602 nt
Organism: Oncorhynchus tshawytscha (Chinook salmon)
Lineage: Eukaryota; Metazoa; Chordata; Actinopteri; Salmoniformes; Salmonidae
Gene: gad1a
Product: glutamate decarboxylase 1a
Exons: 17
Coding region: 390-2150 (586 amino acids)
Biological process (GO): GABA biosynthetic process
Cellular component (GO): cytoplasm; presynaptic active zone
Molecular function (GO): pyridoxal phosphate binding; glutamate decarboxylase activity
Source: RefSeq, a predicted model, not a curated record
UUCAGCACCAGAGGAGGUAUUGGUGUGACUCAUGCGUGCGUAGUAACGAAUAAAUAGUCAAUGCACGCGGCUCUAAAUAUCAGCAAAUCAAACGUAGGCUACUUCUCUAAAAAGGUCACUGUGGAUGGGAUUUUGUAGACUGAUAUUGAACUGAUAUUCAAAACCCUGUUUUUCUUGAAGUGUCAAAAGCGCACCAGACGUUGCGUUGCGUUGCCAACGGACUUUAUUUCAUCAUCGUCCCAUAGUUUCUUUCUGGGGCUCUACUUGGUCACCUGUACCCACCCUCAGCACGUGAAUGUGACUUUUCAUCUUGAAUAAAAUAAGAAAGGUUUCCCAGAAAGUGACAGCGAGCUUUGGAGUGAGGACAUUUGUACUGUAUCUUAGGAGUGAUGGCGGCGUCUGCACCUUCCUCGUCUGGCAACGAACCGGAUCCCAACUCGACAAAUUUACGACCACCAGGCUCAAGCUAUGACGCUUGGUGUGGAGUUGCUCACGGAUGUUCUAGAAAAUUGGGAAUGAAGAUAUGUGGAUUUUUGCAGAAGAACAACAACCUCGAGGAGAAGAUUAGUUCCUUCAAGGAAAGAUCGUCUAAGGACCUGCUGGAUAACAGCGACAGGGAUUCCCGUUUCAGACGCACCGAGACGGACUUUUCCAAUCUAUUUGCUAGAGAUUUAUUACCAGCUAAAAAUGGAGAGGAGCCAACUAUGCAGUUUUUGUUGGAGGUGGUGGAUAUUCUCACAAACUACGUCCGGAAGACUUUCGACAGAUCCACCAAGGUCCUGGACUUCCACCACCCCCACCAGCUGCUGGAAGGCAUGGAGGGCUUCAACCUGGAGCUAUCUGACCAACCUGAAUCUCUGGAGCAGAUCCUGGUGGACUGUAGGGAUACCCUGAAAUAUGGAGUGAGAACAGGUCACCCCAGGUUUUUCAAUCAGCUAUCUACUGGCUUAGACAUCAUUGGCUUGUCAGGAGAAUGGCUCACCUCCACUGCAAACACUAACAUGUUCACCUAUGAGAUUGCCCCAGUCUUCGUGCUCAUGGAACAGCUGACGCUGAAGAAGAUGAGAGAGAUCAUUGGCUGGCCUGAUGGAGAGGGCGAUGGGAUCUUCUCACCAGGUGGAGCGAUAUCCAACAUGUACAGUGUGAUGAUCGCCCGCUACAAGUUCUUCCCUGAAGUCAAGACCAAAGGCAUGACUGCUGCCCCCAGACUGGUGCUCUUCACCUCCGAGCAUAGCCACUACUCUAUAAAGAAAGCCAGUGCUGCUCUGGGCUUUGGAACAGAAAACCUGAUCCUGUUGAGCACAGAUGAGAGAGGGAGAGUCAUUCCCGCUGAUUUGGAAGCCAAGGUCAUCGAUGCCAAGGCGAGGGGUUGUGUCCCAAUGUUCGUGAACGCUACAGCUGGUUCCACAGUGUAUGGAGCAUUCGAUCCCAUCCACGAGAUUGCAGACAUCUGCGAGAAAUACAACAUGUGGUUACAUGUGGAUGGUGCGUGGGGAGGAGGCCUACUGAUGUCCAGGAAGCACAGGCACAAGCUGUGUGGCGUAGAGAGGGCCAACUCGGUCACCUGGAACCCUCACAAGAUGAUGGGUGUGCCACUGCAGUGUUCUGCCAUUCUGGUCAGAGAGAGGGGAGUUUUAUCAGGCUGCAACUCCAUGUGCGCUGGCUACCUCUUCCAACCAGACAAACAGUACGAUGUAUCGUACGACACGGGGGACAAGGCCAUCCAGUGUGGACGACAUGUAGAUAUCUUCAAAUUCUGGCUCAUGUGGAAAGCGAAGGGAACAAUAGGGUUUGAACAGCACAUCGACAAGUGUUUGGACCUCUCGCAUUAUCUCUACACUAAAAUAAAGGGUCGCAAGGGCUAUCAGAUGGUGUUCGAUGGAGAGCCCCAGCACACGAAUGUCUGCUUCUGGUACCUUCCACCAGGCAUUCGUGACAUGCCCGAUGGUCAGGAGAAGAGGGAGAAGUUGCAUAAGGUGGCCCCCAAGAUCAAGGCGUUGAUGAUGGAGUCUGGAACUACCAUGGUGGGCUACCAGCCUCAGGGAGACAAGGUCAACUUUUUCAGAAUGGUCAUCUCCAAUCCUGCCGCCACCAGGUCAGAUAUCGACUUCUUGACUGAUGAGAUUGAGAGACUGGGGCAGGACUUGUAAUGGCCACACCCAUUAGGAGGAUGUUGCCCUUUGACCUUUCAUUCUCAGCUUUGUCAUGUCCAGCUCUAAAAAGACCCUGAGCUACACUGAGCUUCAUAUUUCUGUUGUCUCUUGACCAAUCAUGUAGGACUUUGAAUCUUCAGCUGCUUAUAGGUCUUUUUAGACCACAGGUAACCUUCAGAAUAAUAAAUGUGGGUCUCAUAUGUUUCCUGUCUGUUCUGUCUUUUAGCAGUGACUAUGCCAUUGUUAGAUUUAACUAUUGUACAGUAUAGCCUAUGUAAGAGAAUACAUAUUCACAUACUGAGUGACCUUGAGCGACCUUUUCAGUAGAGACAGAGGACAAUGCAAGGCACCUCAUGGCAUAGAUAUGUACAGUAUUGUAAUAUACAGUACAAGUCGAAAGUUUGGAGACACCUACUCAUUCCAGGAGUUUUCUUUAUUAUUACGAUUUU